CCCCGGUCGUGUCUCUUGUGCAAGUGAAGUACGAAACCAUCACUACUGAGACUUAGCUGCUGCGCCCUGCAGGUAUGGUAAGAGGUGGCCAGCAGGAGAAGGGGUUUCUUGCUACUCCUGCAUUCCCGCCGAUAACUACUACACACCAAGGCGCAGCGCGGUCUUCUGGUUCAGACCUUAGUAGUACUAGCAUUUUUGCUUCCACAUCGUCCCCACAGAUUACACAGAUAGACCCGUUCGGUUACCAAAAUAAUACUAGCUCAGCAGAGAUUCUUUCCUUGUCCAGGCCGGGUAUAAUUUCUAGUACCAAGAAUGAAACAAGCUCGACCACGUCGAAAAAACAAAAAGCCUCCUCCGCAACUCAAAAUCGCGACAAGCUCUUCCAGUUCCACCAAGCUUCCAAACUCACCUGCCAAAAAGUGACGGACAUUCUGCGAAAAGUCCAUACCCUCGACAACUCGAAAAACCACUGGAAAGCGAAGUAUCUCGACUCCCGAUUCCACGACCUGAAGCUGCUUCUCGCUAGUGGCAACCACGAUUUGCUCCGCACCGUGCUCCAAGCCUGGAAACUGUUCACGCGGAGGGAGUUCAACGUGAAGACAAAUAGUUUGACCCGGGAAAAAAGUGAUGCGACUGCGAGAUUACGGUUGCUUCAGGAAAAAUUUCAAGCCUUGCAGAACUCAAACGUUGUGGAAAUGAGGGCGAUGGCCCAGAUCUGCCGAGUCACAGAAGCCGAGCUGCAGGCGAUGCUAGCAGCGCAAGAGGACCGGGUGCGGGCGUUGAGAGGACAGCAGAGAAGUGUUCGGGAGGGUAGGGAAAGGGUAGAAAAAGUCUUAGAAACGUGCGUCGCGAUGAUUGUGGAAGGGCUAGCAGUCGGUUUUGAAGGCGGAGGGGAAAAUGGAAGUUGUACCUCACGACCACCGCGGCCGGCGCGUGGGAGUGGGACGAGUGCGAGUGAGAACAACUCAAGGAGCAAGGUCGGCUUAUUUGUCGACCACGUUCAACUUCAAGAUCAACUUCAGGAUCAAGUAGUGCGAGAAGAGCCAGGUCAACCGGAGAGAUUUUUCUCGGUCAUAAGCGAUGCUGGCGGCUUGGAUGAGGACCAUUUCGGACCUGCUGCGGUGCCUGUCGUUGCUUCACGCAGAAGUUCCAUAAACACAGGUGAUGUAGUUGAGGCGACAGCAGGAGGCCCCCGCCCUGCGGCGGGUCGAACUUCUACAAGCGAAAGUGGAACUGUGUCAAGGUCUGUUGGCGCAGAUAUCACAAGGCGCGCGACGGCCGCUGUUGAGCGGACUACUACAACAAGCGACCAAGCCAGAGACCCGGUUUUUUAUGAUUCGGAAGAUAUUCUUGAAACUCCUCCACCACCCCCGUAUCUCCAGCGGGCCCUGCUGUUCCAGAAAGCGCGAGAGUUCCUUGCAGCUUGUGAUAAGAAAGCAUCAGCUGCUCGUGCUCCGGGCGCAUGCGCAAGCAAUCCGAACUCGGAGCAACACACAGAACAAAACCACGGUGAUCAGACCACUCGGGAGAACGCUUCAAUAGAAGCGCGGGAGCGGCACGCGGAGACGAUGGACAUCAUAUUGACCGAUUCCUGGAUGUCAAAGAGCAUCACACCGAAUAGCCCAGCCACAAAUGGCCCAAGAAGCCCGCGACCGCUGGGGGUUACCACGACAGCUGCUGUUAGCGGAUCACUACUGCUGAAAGCGACGAACGACAGAAGCAUAUCUCUGCAACACGGCACGUCGAGCGGAGCUCCUUCGGGGAAAAAUGAAUCGCGGUUCACGCUUGCUCAACAUCCAGCACCUUCUCCUGCCAGCGAGGAGGAGCUAGCGAAAUCUACAGAAGUACUCCGUGCGCUGAAACGAUUUUUGCGGGAUGCGGAAAGGACGGAGGAAUUCGCAGGUGUGGAAGAACUUUGGGGCACUGGUCUUGAUGAGCACGAGGCGGAAGAUGGCAGUCAGAGUAGGCCCGAAGAAGACCACCAGGGUCUUGCUGACCUGAUGCAACCUCCACAGCGACAUCACUUGUUCGGAGCAAGAACUCACGCGGCAGGGGGGAUCGCUGCCAGUGCAAGCUCUAGUACCCCACCUAGCAGUACUAGACAGAUUUUUUGUCCUCCUCCAAUCGGACGGAAUACAACGGGAAAUUCACUUUCCACGACGGUGAAAAACGUGGUGAUAAAGCAGCCACUUCGGAUAAAGGAAGAUUUGCCGCUGCAGAUGCCGAAUUGUGUCCUGGGCCCGAGGAUGGAGCGACUUGAUGUUCAUCUGGUAGGAGCUGAUAAAGAAGUAGUUUCUGCCUCCGGCCGUGGUGGGCCGAAUCUUACAAAUUCAGGAAGUAACAGCAGCAGGUCAGUGACCAUGGCAGCUGGCAGACGAAACCUAAGCGCAGUUCGUGACGAGAACAAUAUUAGGAGUUCCUCGUCGUCCUCCGUUUCUCAUCUCGUGCUUGGAUAUUCUCUGUUGAACGGCCAGAAGUAGGUGGGCGAAAUAAUCAUACCAGGAAACAAGUCAUCCAGGCUGCGCCCUUCGCAGAAGCCGAUGCUUCAUCUUUCCUUCAUUUUACUGUUAGCGUCGUUGCUCGCGUACCGCCAC
Molecule: messenger RNA, 2594 nt
Organism: Amoebophrya sp. A120
Lineage: Eukaryota; Dinophyceae; Syndiniales; Amoebophryaceae
Source: the annotation of a GenBank genome assembly